This is a messenger RNA of Schistocerca americana (American grasshopper), 1729 nucleotides long. RefSeq names its product probable cytochrome P450 304a1. The coding region runs from base 26 to 1684 and encodes 552 amino acids. Lineage: Eukaryota; Metazoa; Arthropoda; Insecta; Orthoptera; Acrididae. The record is from RefSeq and is a predicted model, not a curated record. The transcript is spliced from 10 exons. Gene Ontology annotation, molecular function: monooxygenase activity; iron ion binding; oxidoreductase activity, acting on paired donors, with incorporation or reduction of molecular oxygen.
CGCACUGCGCCACCGAAAGCUCACCAUGGCUCUCGUCGGGGUUCUGUUGGCAGCCCUGGCCGUGGGCCUGCUGCUCUACAUGAUGCUCGUCGCAUUCUCCAGGCCUGACAACUUCCCGCCAGGGCCGCCCCCGAUGCCGAUAUGGGGCAACUACGUGCAGAUGCUGCUGGUCAACUACAAGCACCCGUACAAGAUGCUGGACCUGAUGACGCGCUUCUACAAGAGCAAAGUGAUCGGUUUCUUCCUUGGGGAAUCGCCUACCAUCGUGGCCUGUGACUACCAGUCGGUGAAGGAGGUGCUCAACAACCCACACCUGCAGGGGCGCCCUGUCAACAUCGCUCUCAAGCACCGCAUGUUCAACAAGGAGCUCGGCAUCUUCUUCACGGAGGGCCCCCACUGGCUGGAGCAGAAGCGCUUCUCGCUGAGGAACAUGCGGGACUUCGGGUUCGGCCGCCGCUCUGAGAGGCUGGAGGCGGAGAUCGCGGCAGAGCUGCGAGACUUGGUGGAGCUGAUCCGCGGGGGCCGCGAGGACCAGGUGCGUCUGUCUAUACUGGCUGUCUGCCUGUCUAGCUGCCCAGCUACUCAGCUGGGCCCAUCUGCUACGACUCUAGUUGAAGCCCAAAGUAUUUCAAGUUGGACCUUAACUUUUCCCGCUUUAUUAGAAGCUGGGGUGGUGCGGCCGUCGUCAGGAGCGCUUAGCGUGCUGCUGCCGGACGUCCUUUUGCCAGUCUUCGUGAACGCGCUGUUGUCCGUGUACACGGGUGCGCGGUUGCCGCGUUCCGCAGAUGCUACGGUGCGCCAUCUGGGGCACGCAGCGAUGCAGUUCCAGAGAUCCAGUGACGCCACGGGAGGCUUCCUCACACUGCAUCCCUGGCUGGCGUGGCUGGCACCGCGACUCUCCGGCUACAAGGACAAUAUCCAGGGCUCCGAGAAGAUGCGCCUUUUCCUGGAGCAACAUAUCGAAGAGCACAAGCAGACGUACUCCGAUGACUACAUGCGGGACUUCAUUGACUCCUACCUCCGGGAAAUUGGGGAACGGGGGAAAACUGGAGAACCGACAAUGUUUACCUCGGAGCAGCUGUCCCUCAUUCUGCUGGACUUCUUCUUCCCGACGGCCUCCUCACUGCCGGCCACUCUGACGUGGGCCCUCCUCUUCACAUCUCACCACCUGGGGGUGCAGAAGAAGGUACAGGAUGAGUUGGAUGCAGUCGUGGGCCGCGGGAGGCUCCCCACACUGGACGACCGGCCAAACCUGCCCUACACAGAAGCAACGCUACGGGAGGCAAUGAGGAUCCGAACCCUCACUCCUCUCUCCGUCUUCCAUAAGGCCACGGAAGACACUACCCUCCAAGGUUACAGUGUGCCCAGAGGUGCCAUUGUGAUAACGUGCUUAUAUAGCAUGCACAUGGAUGGAGAUCUGUGGGGUGACCCAAACACCUUCAGGCCUGAGAGGUUUUUGGACAGUGAUGGAAAACUCAUCAAGAAAGACUUUACUCUGCCAUUUGGAGCCGGUAAGCGGCUGUGUGCUGGAGAGACUUUUUCGAAGCAGAACCUGUUCCUCACAUUCUCAACACUCCUGCAGAACUUUUCAAUCAAGUCAGACGGAGUGCCUUCGGCAGACAGCAGCGUACCUGGUGUCAUCGAGACAGCUCCUACAUUCUGGGCACAGUUUGUGCCUCGCUAACAGGAUGUGUCGCUUUCUCAGGUAAAUGUCCACUAUUGUGUGUGC